UGUGUGUGUGUGUGUAGUGUCUGUCUGGCCUUGUGUGUUGUGUGAGAGAGAUGGAGGGGGUGUGUCUGGCUUUGUGUGCCUCUGUGUAUAUUCGGCAAUGUGUAGCUCUGGGUGUAUAUUUGGGGUUUUGUCUUUGUUUGAUCUUAGGAAGCUGAGGGGGGAGAGCAGAGAGGGGACAAUGAGCCCGGCUUCAGGAGACUAGAGGAUGUUUUUGACGCCGCUGGCAAGGAGGGGCAGGUCCCAGGGUCAAGGAUCAGGGAACAUUGAGAGGUUGACAUUGUCCCCAGGCGGACCCCUGUGCUCCCCCUCCAUACACAAAUACACAGAGCUUGUGCAGUUGGACCCACACAGCUACCAGAGGAAUGCACCUAGUACAUUCUGGCUCACUGGGCUUCCAUGGAGCCUCAGUUUCUCUAACUGUUCCGUGGAAGUGGGGUGAGGCAACUAGUCUCUGUCCCUCUUCCUACUUCAAGGUGAGAAUGUGUGCUGAUGGUCAUAUUUGGGCCAGACUCUGACCUCCCCCAGAAGGCUCACUGAGCAGUCUUCUAAGGAACCUGGAGUCCUUCUGCCUUCCACCUGCCUGGAUGGAGUCAGGCCAGGCUUAUUGGUUUCUCAGAUGAGAGGGGAGCCUGGCCUGGGUGCCAGUGUGUAGAGAGCACUGGAACAGGAGCCAGGCAGUUUCUACUCCUAGGACUGCCACUGCGUUACUGCAUGACCUUAGCUGAGUCACUUCUUUCCGAAUUUCUUCAUCUGGAAAAUGAAAGGAUUGGACAAGACGCCUUCUAAGAUCCCUUCUACUUCCGCAGUUCUAGGUGUCUGCAUGUGACCUUGAGUGACUUUUCCUAAGACCUGGUGAUUUUCUAGUGGGGAGUGGGGCUAAUUUCAUGUGCAGGAAAGGCAGAGCAGAGAAUGCUGUCGUGGGGCAUCUGAAGGAGCAGAGACCUCUGGGUUAUCAAAGACAGCCGGUUUUGCAGAAGAAAAUCAAAACAACACAAAACAAAAACAAGAGAGCCCUAAAGUGCAGAGAGCUUCCAGCAAAAGACUGGCUAGAAUGGAGAGAUGGGGGUGGUCUCUAAUUAGUAGGGGCUUUGAAGAAGAGGAAAGACAAAGGUCAGGCUUGAAUGGCAAGGAGGAGCUGGCGCUGGGUGCUGACCCGAGCUCCUUUCUUGACAGUGUGGCCAAGACCCGGAUCCCCAGGGGCCAGGAUGGGCUGCCCAGCCAUCAUGCCCUUGCAAAGAACAGUGGUUUGGGGACAAAAGGUGCUGAAUGACUUGGCUGCAGUUGGGCAUGGGGGACAGGGCACAGGUCCGCUGUGGUGGUGUCAGUGGGACUGACCUGUUAAGGCCCCCAGAGCUCCACAGAGGCCACUUCCAAAAGGCCCUUGGCUCCCUUUUCUGCUUCACGGAACUUCUCUGUCUUUCUCCCUCACGCUGUUUCCCAUCUCCCAACCUCUUCCCUAACGUGAUGACAGCCAGAAGUCCAGCCACCGUCACCCCUCUUCCCUCUCCUUCCCACGAUACACCCGCCAGUUGCAGCUGGGAAGGAAUUGGGUGUCAGGUGUGGGGGGCGAACAGUGGGGGAACCAAGCUCCUGUUUACAGUUGUUCUUGGCACCUGCUGGCAGGGCCCUGCAGGUAACCAUGGCAAUCAGGUGAGGAGCCAAUCAGUGCUUCUCCCCACCCCCAGCCCCAGAGGUAGCAGUCUGAGGCCCCUGGGGAUAGGGUGGGGGGAGCUGGGAGUGCGGGCGAGGGGGGCCUGCUCUUACACCAGACAAGGAGGAAUAUUUCUAUACAGUCAGCUCCACAGCUCCUUCCUUCUCCCGCGCAUCUAGAAAGGAGCUUGAGAGAUGAUCUGGGCCCGAAUUCUCACAAAUGCUCGCGGAAGCGAGAGGGUAAAGGUCACAGCCCCUUGCCUAGGAACUCCUGCGUGUUGAGGCCACAGUCUACCUGGCAGGAACUGCAUGCAAGUUCUUAAGAGCCAGUGUGUGUUGUGAAAAUCCAGCCAGUGUGUGAAUGAGGUGACUGAGGCAGUGGGAAGCGCCUGUGUGUUUUGUGUGUACGUACGUGUGCGUACGUGAGAGGGAGAGACAGAGCCGGGUGUGAGAUGCGCUGAUAGCAACCAGCAUCGACCAGAAUGUGUUGUUUCUGUCUGUGCAUGCACACAGAGGUUCAUUUGGAUACACACACACACGCACGCACGCACGCACACACGCACAGGUCAAGCAGUCGUACAAAGUAGUUUUGGAAGCCCAGACAUCACGUACACAUCCAAUGGAUAUUACACACACUCAGCGAGACAGCCACUUGGAGUUUGUUCUCUCCUCUGGAUGGUUGUAAUAAUAUUUGGGCAUCUUGCCAGGGACAGGGUUACUAUGGAAACGACCAAACAGUGGAGUAGCCAGCAAGCCUUCUGCGUAAUUGUUAAGGGGGGAACCCUUGCAGGGAGACCGGCCUAGGCCGCCCUCCUUGGGACAGGAGCCCCUUUCCUUCCUUAGGCCGCUGUGUCUCCGCUGGCUCUCUGGGCUUGCUUGGUCCCCUCUGUCUGCCCUGCAGACUUGGUGUCUCUCCCACGUGUGGCCUUUGUGUCUGUCUCUCCAUCUCUUUGGGUCUCUGGCCAGCCUCUGUUGGCUGUUUGGGUCCUGGCCAAACUCAUCCUGGGGUCUCUAUAGAAACUGUUGAUCCUGGCUGUGAAUUUCUGGUCCUAGAAAACCCAAUAUGGUGGCUUUAGAAAUCUCUCUGGAAAGGAGAGAAGGGUGUAUGUUGUGAAGGAGUCAUUGGGGCUUGGCCACUCUCCCAAGCCCCACGCCUUGGGCUUUUACUCUGGGAAAGAGGAGGGAGGGAGGGAGGGGCCUUCCCUUCUAGUGCAGGUUUGGUUUUUAUACCGAGAAGUUAGGCAUAUCAGCCAAUUCAGAGUUGGGCUCUGACUGACUUCCCAGGUCCCUGCCAAGGCCUGGCUGGGUGCUCGGGGCUGCUGCAGAGAGAACUUUCUGCCCAGCUUUGGCGGGCAUAUCUCUGAGAGCCUGUGAUGUGUCACUGGACAGCCUGGGGACAGGCAGCCGGAGUGGCAGCAGUGUCCACGUGGAGAAAUUGCUGUAUGUGCCUGGGAGGGAGGUCCCGGACUGCGUGUGGGACCGGGGGACUUGUACGGUGGGCCGUCCAGCGGGGACUGUGCAGAAGGGGCAAGAGCAGUCUUUUUUGCCCAGGCUCUUUGCCACUACCUGCAGGGUCGGGGCUGGGGUCAGGCUGGAGAUGCGUGCUCCCAACUUCGGGCGUGUAAGGACCAUCCUCCGUGUUUCCUGCCUGAGCGCCAGGCCUGGAACCUGCAUGGCCAGCGUAUGGUGGACCUCCAGGGAGCCACUCCGGGCCCAGUCUGGAUGUAGAGCUAGGAGGACGAGGUGGCGGGGUGCUCCCUCUAAACCUAGGGCAUCCCAUGGCCACAGUGUUUCCGGGACUGCCUUCCUGGGGGAAGGGUGAUGGGGUGGAAGGAGGGGAGGAUGGAGUAGAAAGACCGAGGCAGGGGCCUUGCACCUGGGUAGAGGGGGGUCUAAGUGUCCUCAGCUCCUAGCACUCACUUCAGUGAAUGUGGAUUGGGAUCAGAGACAUUUUGAAAAACUCUGUUCUCUUCAAUUUUCCUGCCUCCUCUGGAGAGUUGGUCUAACUUCAUCUUUCCUCCUGCUCUUGAGAUGGAGCCCGAUGGUGUCGCUCAAGGUGGCACGCGUCUCCAGAGCCCCCGUACCCGGUGAAUACUCAAGAGGGGCCAGGAGGAGCCAACCCCAUGCACGUAGCCAGUCUGCCCUCGGAGGCAGAGAGCAAAAGCCUCGCGCUUCGGGACAGACGUUGGGUGGUGUGGACUGUGGGAGGGGCUCUUGGGCCUCUGGGUUUCUGAUUCCACUUUCAUUUCUCAGGGUGACGCUCCCCAGGCCCCCUGCCCCCCACCCCGGCAUCAUGCAUCGGACCACACGGAUCAAAAUCACAGAGCUGAACCCUCACCUCAUGUGUGCCCUCUGCGGGGGGUACUUCAUCGACGCCACUACGAUCGUGGAGUGCUUGCAUUCCUUCUGCAAAACCUGCAUCGUGCGCUACCUGGAGACCAACAAGUACUGCCCCAUGUGUGAUGUGCAGGUCCACAAAACCAGGCCGCUGCUGAGCAUCAGAUCUGACAAAACCCUGCAAGACAUCGUCUAUAAACUGGUCCCUGGGCUUUUUAAAGAUGAGAUGAAACGACGGCGGGAUUUCUAUGCAGCGUACCCCCUGACUGAAGUCCCCAACGGCUCCAAUGAGGACCGCGGCGAGGUCCUGGAGCAGGAGAAGGGAGCUCUGAGCGACAACGAGAUUGUCAGCCUCUCCAUCGAGUUCUAUGAAGGUGUCAGGGACCGGGAGGAAAAGAAAGGUCCUCUGGAGAAUGGGGAUGGGGACAAGGAGAAGCAGACAGGGGUGCGGUUCCUGCAAUGCCCAGCAGCCAUGACCGUCAUGCAUCUCGCCAAGUUUCUUCGCAACAAGAUGGAUGUGCCCAGCAAAUACAAGGUGGAGGUUCUAUACGAGGACGAGCCACUGAAGGAGUACUACACUCUCAUGGAUAUAGCCUACAUCUAUCCCUGGCGGCGGAAUGGCCCUCUCCCCCUCAAGUAUCGGGUCCAGCCGGCCUGCAAGCGGCUCACCUUGCCCACAGCACCCACCCCCUCGGAGGGCACCAACACCAGCGGGGCAUCUGAGUGUGAGUCAGUCAGCGACAAGGCUCCCAGCCCUGCCACCCUGCCAGCCACCUCCUCCUCCCUUCCCAGCCCAGCCACCCCCUGCCAUGGCUCUCCCAGCUCCCACGGGCCCCCGGCUACCCACCCUACCUCCCCUACUCCCCCUGCGACAGCCAGUGGGGCCACCACAGCUGCCAACGGGGGUACCUCGAACUGCCUGCAGACACCAUCUUCCACCAGCAGGGGGCGCAAGAUGACUGUCAACGGAGCUCCUGUGCCCCCCUUAACUUGAGGAAAGGGACCCUCUCCCUCCUUUUCCAGCCAUGCCUCUCCACCCCUCCACUUUUUCUGGGCCCCUUUUCCACCUCUUCUAAUUGCCCCAGCUCCUCCCGCCUUAGGGGUGGGGGGCGGGUUUUAUAAAUAAAUCUAUAUAUAUAUGUACAUAGGAAAAACCAAAUAUACAUACUUAUUUUCUAUGGACCAACCAGAUUAAUUUAAAUGCCACAGGAAACAAACUUUAUGUGUGUGUGUAUGUGUGGGGGGUGGAGUGUUCAUUUUUAGGGGGUCUUGUGUAAUUUGCCCUGCUCUUAUUUUGGGGGUGUCUGGCGGUGGACCCGAAGGGCCACUUGAGGCUCAGUAAAGCUCUACUCCAUCCUCCUGUUUCCCAAGGCAGAUGGGGUGUUGGGGGAGCCCCACCAGCCCCCAAAGCUUUAGGCACAACUCCAGCCGGCUGUGAACGGGGUCUACCCUCUCUCUUUCCCCAUUUUGGCUGCUGUCCGGCCCCACCGGCACCCCCCCUCCCCCCAUUGUUGAAUGUCCAGAGACUUGCUAAGACAGUGCCUUUUACAAAUGCAGUCUAUCCCCUGGUUCUGAGGAGUGAGUGGGUGGCGAAGAUGGCAUCUCCCUUACCUCCUCCUCUCGCAGUGGAAACUUUGUGCAAAGAAUAGAUAGUUCUGCCAUUUUCUUUUUUUUUCCUGUGUGUGUGGCCUUUGCAUCAUUAUCUUGUGGAAGAGAAGAUUCGGGCCACGGGAGGCCUCAGCCCUUGAAAUUCCACUGUGGCUUUAGCAAUGUGAACUGCUUCACCCCGUUCUGCCCCUGCCCCCCACCCCACCCCGAAACUCUGACUAGCAAGGCUGGGAGGAAAGUCCCAUCUGGGGGCCUGGAGUGCCGUGGAGAGGCGGAGUGGGGCUAACCUCAGACAAGCACAGACCCCAGAUUGUGCCAAAGGCCAGCAGCCCUCCAGUCCCCUCCCCCCCCCCCCCCCCCAGCUGAGGCAGAGUCAAGAAAGAGCGACAGAGGCAUCUAAAAGCACAAGAAGACAGAAGCCUGUAGGCUCUGACCUCUGCUCCGUCCCGCGAGGUCAGUGGACUGCCCCCUGAAGGGCAGACCCCACCAGAUUCCUGCCCACCUGUUUUCCCUCCAGUGUACAUAGCUCAGAUCGGGGAGGAGGUGAGGAGGCUAGACUCUCUUGCAACCUAGGUGUUUGGGGUUGGGAGCCCCCCCCAUCAGGUUUGUCUGUGUUUGCACCUUGUCCUGUGUCUGAGGUGCUGUGACUGUACCCUCCUGCCCUGGAACAUUUGUAUCUCCUGGCUUUGUAAUAAAUGCUGCAUACUCUC
This is a messenger RNA of Leopardus geoffroyi (Geoffroy's cat), 6305 nucleotides long. RefSeq names its product polycomb group ring finger 2 (gene PCGF2). The record is from RefSeq and is a predicted model, not a curated record. Gene Ontology annotation, molecular function: promoter-specific chromatin binding. NCBI's taxonomy places the organism in Eukaryota, Metazoa, Chordata, Mammalia, Carnivora, Felidae. Gene Ontology annotation, cellular component: PRC1 complex. The coding region runs from base 3692 to 4981 and encodes 429 amino acids. The transcript has 9 exons. Gene Ontology annotation, biological process: negative regulation of transcription by RNA polymerase II.